Aureobasidium subglaciale EXF-2481 is the source of this 2064-nucleotide messenger RNA. RefSeq names its product glycosyltransferase family 2 protein. Bases 1 to 2064 code for a protein of 687 amino acids. NCBI's taxonomy places the organism in Eukaryota, Fungi, Ascomycota, Dothideomycetes, Dothideales, Saccotheciaceae. The record is from RefSeq and is a predicted model, not a curated record. The transcript is spliced from 2 exons.
AUGAUUCCUGAGAGAGAGUCGUACGAAGAUGACAAGUCGCCUUACAACAUUGAUGAGGAGGAUGCUUCGACCGUUACUGGAUCUACCCCUGAAACCAAGUCCGGCUUUGACAACCGAUUCUCCACCACCAGCUCUUUCGGCCAAGUCUACACCGAUGCCGACUACGUUGUUCGCGAGAUUGCAAAGCACGAUGAUAUCGCUCUCAUGAAGCCUUGGAAGAGAAAGUUGCACUACAUGGCUCCUCUUUUCACCAUUGCUGCAAUGGGCGGUUACUUCACCUACUACGCUUUCCGUAUCUAUUUCACUGUCGACGCACAAAGAACAAACGGCACUGUUUAUGCAAUGGCCUGGUUCUUCAUUGCCGCCGAAUUUCUCGUUGCCCUCCCCUCAUUUUUCCACCAAAUGUACUCUAUGCUCGCAUUCAAGGGUCGCAAGCGUCCUCAGCUCAGACUUGUCGGAGAGGCCGUCCCCACUGUCGACGCUUUCAUCACCUGCUGCAAGGAAGACGUUGACGUUGUCAUUGAUACCGCCCGCGCUGCCUGCGACGUUGAUUACCCUCAAGAUCGUUUCCGCGUUGUCGUCCUCGACGACGGUGCCGACCCGGAGCUGAAGAAGGCUAUGGAAGAUUUGAGCUACCAAUACCCCAACGCCUACUACUUCGCCCGUGUCAAGGUGAAGGGCCAGCCUCAUCACGCUAAGGCUGGUAACUUGAUCGGUGGUACUGAUUUCGUUACCAAGCUGCCCGGUGGUCCCGGAGAGUACAUCGCUGCUCUCGACGCCGAUAUGAUUCCUGAGAGAGAGUGGCUUCGUGCUCUGCUUCCUCACUGUAUUCGUGACCCUAAGACCGCUCUCGCCUGCCCUCCCCAGCUCUUCUACAACGUUCCCGACAACGACAUGCUUGUUCAGUCUCUCGACCCCUUCGUCCACGUCAUGGAGCCCAUCAAGGACUCUCUGGGAGUCGCAUGGUGCACUGGCUCUGGUUACGUUAUUCGCCGCUCUGCUCUGGAAUUCAUCGGUGGCUGGCCUACCGGUACUCUUGCUGAGGACACUUUCACUAGUUCCAAGCUUCUCGGCAGAGGUUUCCGCACCGCUUACGUUCACGAGGGUCUCCAAUUCGGUACUGUCCCCGAUUCCUACACUGGUCAUUUGAAGCAACGUACUCGCUGGACUCUUGGUACGCUCCAGUCUGCUUUCCAACAGCGUUUCUGUCUCUGGGGUGAUAUCUGUAGAGACAUGACUUUCUACCAGCGUCUCUCCGGUUUCGUCUUCACCGUCGAUGCUUUCUUCAAGAUCUUCCUGAUUAUCUCGAUUCUCGCCAUUCCAAUUGUUUUGAUUUCUGGUGGCCGACUGGUCGCUUACUCGAACAACGACCAACUCCGCUGGCAAGUUCGCCUCGCCUUCAUCUCUUUCUUCCUCAUGCGCCUCCAGGAAUACGUCAACUUCCUUCCUUCUGGAUACAGAUUGGCUCUUCGUGAUGGUGGUUCCAUGCUGUGGAUGGCUCCCUACCACGCAAAGACUGUUCUCGUCUCCUUCCUUCUCCCCAGCUGGCUCGGUGGUAAGCCCAUGGCUUUCACCACCUCCGGCUCCAUCAAGGGCGAUAUCCAGGAGCGCGACGGUGCACACCGCGCCCACGUCUUCCGCCGUCUUAAGGUUAUCCUCUGGGACUGCUCUGCCUACCAGCACCUUCUCUACAUCCUGUUCGUCGUUGCUGCCGUCACUCUCAGCACCGUUCGUGCUUUCAUGGACAACGACACCGCCCAGGACAAGCUCAUUUACCUCGUAACACACGCCUGUUUCCCUCCUAUGCUCUGGUUGAUUUGCUGCACUGCCUUCGCCAUCCCGAUUCGCUACGCUCUCCACCCACCCACCAUGCCCGACCGCGAGGAGCUUCUCGACAGAGACCCGAAGACUGGUGUCGCUCACCCCAAGGAGUACUGGAAGAGCCAGCGCUGGGGCAAGAGCCACUUCUGGCACGAGUUCGAGGUUCUGUUCCUCGUCGCUUACGCCAUUUUCAUUUUCGUCAUCACCUUCCUGAUCUCCGACGAACAAAUGAAUGACUACUAA